AUGCCAAAAGAAAUGCGGAGCUGCAGCACGGCCUCGUCUGGAAGGAAGAGGAAAUAUGAUGAAGUGGAAUCAACAGAGAGUGAGAAAUUAUCGGGAGAGAAGACCAUACAUGGGAAAAAUAAGAAUGGAAAAGAAAAAAGAAGAUCCAUCAGUUUGUCUAAUGCUUUUUUCAGUGCAAAAAGUUUCGACAAAUAUGACAAUUCUUUUAAAUCAGUUAGGAGCGAUACAGCAGAAGAGGUGGGGAGAAAUUUGGAGAAAGAAGCAGAAACACCAUACUUAGCUGAUGGGGGAAGAAGUACAGGCAUAAUACGUGGAGAAGGUAUAAACAGAAGAGAAAGACUCAGAUCCAAGGCGCCAGUGAAUGAGACCCUUCUCCAUAUAAAGCGCUUUAAAUUAUUUCUUCUUAAAAAGUCAAUGGUAUACAAAAUUAGAUGUUUGAAUCAUAAUUCUACAUGGCUGUCUGAGCUUUCAAAGGGAGGAGGAAGAGGCAGGCGAGGAAAAGUAAACCGGGGAUAUGUGAAAAAGCGCUUAUUUGUCAACCCCUUUCCUACAUAUAAAGAAGUGGUUCGCUUGUACCAUGAAAAAAAAUAUAAAGAAGCCUACAUGAAGCUGAGUCUAAUUUCAGUUUAUUCCUUUUCAUCACCGGGGGAGGAAGACAUACUUAGGGAGAACUACUUCGAAAGGAAAAAUUACAAUUUGCAUUUCCUCAUGCGUUCGAUCAGAUCCAUCCAGAAGAUCAAUUCUCCUUGCAGUAAAGACAUUUUAAAAAAGAAGGAAAAGACAAAAAUCCAAAGGAAAGGUAAGAAAAAUUCCAUUUCCAUGAGAGCAUCCAAGGAGUACUCUAUUUUCGCUAACCAGAAAAGGGAGAAAAUUGUUGAUAAGGGGAGCACACUCCGAAUGUAUAUGGAAAAUGUGAAAAAGAAGAAAAAAGAAGAAGAGAAAAGGGAAAGAAAAAAAAAACGUAUUUUAAUGGUCAGGUACAAAUUUAUUAGGUACGAAAAUGAUGUAAAUAGAUGGUGUGAUAGGUAUCUGGAAAAUGGCAUAUUUGGAAUGAAGGGAACAGACGAAGGCGGGAAAGAAAAAAUGGAACGUUCUUCGUGCAUAAGGGGCGGGAAUAUUAUUACUCCAUAUGAACAUCCCUCUAAUACGCGUAGUAAAUCAGAAUCAAUGGAAAGGAAGAACUAUGAGAUAGUACCAUGCGGUAGUAACGUGUACAAGCCUAGUGACAACCUUUCUGAGGAGGUACCCCAUGGGGCAGCUCUUUCAGUUGGAAGAAAGAACGAUAAAACAAAGUACAGCUUCUUCUUAAGUGAGAAUGUAAAAAACCGCCAUAAGGUAAGAAGAAAAACGAAGGUAGACACAAAUUUGUUAAUCUUCCUAAAAAUGUUAUGUCUGUAUAGAUAUGCCUACUCCUUUGGGGAAAACAAAAUGUUAAGCUUAUGUGGGAAUAUUUUCGCUAAAGUACACACUAAUCGUUUCCAACCAAACGAACUGAAUUUUAUGACCCAAGCAGUUAGUAUAGGAAGCUCUUUGAAGAGAGAAAUACUAAUGUAUAUGGUUAAAUAUUUUAGGAAAGUCGAAAAAAUAAUUAAGCUCGACACGCACCUUUGUCUGCUACUAAGUGUUGUUUUCUACGAUUUGAAAAUUUUUCAUAAAAGUUUGUUGUAUGUGAGGAAAAGCAUCAGACGCGACUACUUUAACUUUGUGGCAUGGGUUCUUUUUAAUAAUUUAAUUUCUAUCGAGUUGUUCACUGGAGGUAGUUCACGAGAAUGUAAAAUGGGAAGAAGCGAAAGUGAGUUGUUAAGGAACCCCCCUAAGGGGGGUAGGCGCAUUUGUGGAAGUAGUUAUAAAUUCAUUUGUGAAGAGAAAAAAAGAUUUCGAGAAAAUUCCCAAAAGUUGAAAAAGCUGUGCAGUCAUUUGUUUAGGAAUGAAUAUUUUCAAAUCGGAAAAGGGGAUCUCCUAGAUGUGGCGGAACACUAUUCUAGGUACAUCUACAUGAACCCCCUGCGCUACUCGGGGGCAUCUUUUUUCUUCCGGAGUGGCUACUUUGUAAGUCGCGUAUUUAGCACGAUGGAAAAAGAUCAGUGUCCAUGGGAGGAGCGGCAAAGAAAGGAGAAUUGCGAACUCAGAGAGCGCUACUCAAGAAGAACCAAACUGCGGAACAAAAAGACAUGCCUCACAUUUUUCCAAAGAUACCAAGGGUACCUAAAAAGGUACAGAUUUAAAAGGAACCUCAUGUCGCUAUUCGGGUUCGCCCACUUUUGCUCUCUGAAUUGUUUGCUGUACAAAGAUUCCAUAAAGAUCUACAAACAUUUAAAGGAAAUUUUGCCGAACAACUUUUAUGUGUCCUGUGAGCUAGCCAAAUUGUAUUACUAUUGCGGUGAGACAAAAAAGAGUAUGAAGUGCUUUCACAAAAUGAAUCGCAUCUGCAGAAGAAAUAUCAUUUUGGAGAGAAGUUCUCUAGAAAGCUGUUGUGUUCGCUAUUUGCAAAGGAGGGAAAGAAGAGGGAAAAAGGGCAAGCGAGGACCACAGACAAGUGGUAACUGUCAACAAUGCGCUCAGAUAAUAAGUGCGAAGAAGUGUAUUGACAUGAAAAUGUUCUUGCUUCCAGAGUACUUCUCAAACCGUUUUAUAUAUUUAGAACUUUUAGUGAACAUGUUGGUGUGUGAAAACAACCUUCCCGCAUUGUUAAUUCUUCUACGGGAUUAUGAAAGAGGUAAGGGAGAGUGCACAGGUAAAAGCAGAAAUGAAAAGUAUGACUAUAAAUUAUGCUACAUCAUGGGGAAAUAUUUCUCCCUAUGCAAUAAUCGAAGGAAGUCCAUUCUUUGUUUCAAGGAAGGAAUUCAAAGAAAUAAAUUUGACAUGUUUUCAUAUAUGGCUUUGGCCCAGGAGUAUUUUUCCUGUGGGAAUGUGAACAGUUCUAUUGGGAUUCUGACGAAGGCAAUUAGUUUAUAUUUCAAUAACCCCAGUGCUUGGUUCAGCUUGGCGAAAUGUUUUGAAUGGAAAGAGAAUUAUCGAUUUUCCAUUUUUUCUUACGAACAAGCAAUAAACUUUCAGGAAAGUACCAUUUUUUAUUUCCAUCUGUCUAGUAUUUAUUUGAAAAAGGGAGAUGUGAACAGUUACAUAGACACUUUGAAAAAAGCGUGGGUAUUUAAAAAAGAUCCCUUCUUCGCCUCUAUGCUGUUUCUUAUAUACUUAUCAAAAUUGAAAGAACAAAAUAGAGGGUAUUCCUUCAUUGGGGAAGAGGCGGAGGAAGGAAAUGCUGCUUAUGGCUCUGAAAAAGAAAGGAGUAAUAAAAAUAUUUUCCUUUUUUAUGAAAAAAAUAAUGAAUGCUUCAGAUGGUGUGUCAAAUAUUUAAAGUGUUGCUUGAAUAAAAUGAAGAUAAUGCGGAGAUUAAAUCGAAUAGGACGCGUUUCGUUAGGGUCUAAAUUGGAGGAUGAAAAAGUUGGAAAGUAUCCCCAUUUGGGUAAAGCGCAACUGGACGAUAACAUGAAACAUGGAACCCACGAUAAAUGGGACAGUAAUUCCUUUUUAAAAAAUUUUAAAAAGAUAUUUGAAAAGAACACAAGUUAUUUCUGCUUUAUUCACUUUUUAAGAAACUCCUCCAAGAGUCUGUUUGAAGCUAUUUACUACUUGGCACAUUAUUUUUUUUUCCACAAAAAUUUUUACAAUGCGUUAAGGUUGUUUGAAGUUUUGUGGGAGGCAGGGGGGAUUUAUUCGGAAGCCUCCUUCAGGAUGUACAGGCACAUACAGAGAACGUUACGGAGGGGGAGGAAUAAAUUGGGGGAGAAAGCGCGAUAA
Molecule: messenger RNA, 3801 nt
Organism: Plasmodium knowlesi strain H
Lineage: Eukaryota; Apicomplexa; Aconoidasida; Haemosporida; Plasmodiidae
Product: tetratricopeptide repeat protein, putative
Exons: 1
Coding region: 1-3801 (1266 amino acids)
Molecular function (GO): protein binding
Source: RefSeq, a predicted model, not a curated record